AUGUCCCUCCGCUCCCUAGCCAUCGCCGCCGGCCUCUGCGCCUCCGCCGCGCUCGCCCGCACCGACCUCGCCGGCUGCACCUACACCGACCUCGUCAUCCGGCCGACGCAGCAGGCCGACUACGCGAGCCGCCUCUACUACGUGCCCGACACGGGCGAGGUUUGCGCCUUCCUCGACUGCGGCGGCGGCCGUGCCCCGCCCAAGACGACCGUCCCGGGCUGCCCGCAGUACAAGGGCACCGACACGUACAAGCCGUCGUACGUUGACCCCAAGACGCUGGGCGACGGCGUGCUCCGCGCCGGGACUACCGUGGUCAUGGCGACCGAGCCGGUGACGGCGGCGGCGUCGUCGUCCACUACUACGAGCGCAGCGUCGGCGCCAGCGUCGUCGUCGGGUGCGAGCGCGACGUCGACGGAGAAGCCGUCGGUCACCAUCUUGACGGGCACAAACACGGGCACGGCGUCGGGCAGCGGCUCGAGCUCGGCGCACGUCACCAGCGCGGCGUCUUCGGCGAGCGGCGCGGCCAGCAGCAGCGGUGCGGCCAAGACGACGAGCCCCAGCUCGGCGGCCGGAGCGAUGCAGACGGUGGGUGCUAUUCUUGGCCCCUGCGUCAUGGCUGCCGUUGCCGCCCUGGCUUGA
Molecule: messenger RNA, 639 nt
Organism: Cordyceps fumosorosea ARSEF 2679
Lineage: Eukaryota; Fungi; Ascomycota; Sordariomycetes; Hypocreales; Cordycipitaceae
Exons: 1
Coding region: 1-639 (212 amino acids)
Source: RefSeq, a predicted model, not a curated record